Galendromus occidentalis (western predatory mite) is the source of this 1071-nucleotide messenger RNA. RefSeq lists its product as uncharacterized. The transcript has 5 exons. Bases 246 to 959 code for a protein of 237 amino acids. The record is from RefSeq and is a predicted model, not a curated record. NCBI's taxonomy places the organism in Eukaryota, Metazoa, Arthropoda, Arachnida, Mesostigmata, Phytoseiidae.
CGCCGAUAUGUCAUCCUGAGUUGACCCGUUCCGUGUCUCUGUAGAAUCUGGCUCGUGUGGCAUACAAGCCGAGCGUUUUUACGAGCUCAAGUGGAGAGUUCCCGUGAUUUCGAAAGUUCCGGGAUGCUUUCUCGCAGGAGUGCAUGAUGUACAGUGCGGUUGCCUGGAAUUUCGCUGCGCGAGAGAGAUAUUGAAGAAGCGUCAGGAGCGAUAGCAGACGAGGAGGAAGAGAUCAGCGUGGGAGGAUGUCAGAAUGGACCGUUAUAAUUGUGAGGGUCUUGCAGUUCGUCGCUGCUGUUCUCACAAUGAUGUCCCGGAGCAGCCCGCUGAUCUCGUCGGAUGGUAUGAUCAGACGCCAAAUGCCCGUAGAAGAUGCGGCAAAUUCCACCCUCAACAUUACGGAAAACCUGCUUUUCAAUGACACCAAAGGAGUCGCGAAACCACUUGCAGCCUUCGGUGAGGAGGAACGCUGCGACACGGAGCCUUUCUGUGAAACCGACGAGCAUCCCGUCCCAGACGAGGUGCAGCUCAAGGUCUUGGAAGAGAACUUCGAUAAGCUGAGGGCUUUCUUCGAGAAGGACGACACGGACACCCCGCAGCUGUACAGAACAUCGCAGCUCCUCGAUAGUCAAUCUCCCUCCUUCGUGCAGGCAUGCGACACCCAAACGAAGAUAAUUGACAGACUGAAGAAAGUCCGCGAUAUCGACGGGAACCCUCAUUUCCUCCUCAACCCCGAUCAAGGGGGUUACCGCCAAUGGAUCUACUACGUUCGCUGCCGAGAGGAACGCGGGACAUGCACGAAUGUUGAAGCGCAUCUUCCCCCGAACAGACAGACUUAUUGCGCGACCAGAUUAUGGCGGCGAGUCAUGACGGCGAUCAAUGUGACCAGCUACGAGCCCUACGAAAUCCUCGUUGACGUACCCGGCGCGUGUACUUGUUACAUCAAAGCACAGAUCUAGACUUUUCGUGUUCCGCUUCCAAAGUUGAGUCAAAAUAAUUGUUGUUGAACGCGGGGCUGAUCCGAGCCGAAAAGUUCGAAUAAAUCAAAUUAUCGCUCCAGGGUCGGGAGCA